Messenger RNA from Labrus mixtus (cuckoo wrasse), 1043 nucleotides. RefSeq lists its product as uncharacterized. Lineage: Eukaryota; Metazoa; Chordata; Actinopteri; Labriformes; Labridae. The record is from RefSeq and is a predicted model, not a curated record. The transcript is spliced from 5 exons. Bases 244 to 882 code for a protein of 212 amino acids.
AAGACAUGCAUAACUGCACAUGUAUAUAAACUAUAUAUUCCAUGUGUAUAUAUGACUCUAAAAAUGAUGUGGGAAGUAAUAUAGCCUACGUGUGUUACCAUUUUAAAGUUCAGCUAUACGCACACCAUGUUCCAAAAGGUUUGAGUAAAAGGAGCUUAACUGCGGUUGCCAACCACUUCCUCUUCUCUGACUCUCCUUCACAGUUAUACUCCAACACUGAACAAUAAACUCUCAGUCUGUUUGAUGGUCAUCAUGUUUCAUCCAAACCAAGCAGCUCUGCUCUCAUUAUUAUUUAUGCACGGGGUCUUUGCAGAGGAACAAGAAAGCAACCACACGGAUGAAGAGGUGUCCAGGGGAGGCUCUGUCAUUUUUACUUGCAACACAUCAAGAGAGACUACAAAACAAAUCAACUGGAGCAAAGGCAGAUUUUUUUUUUCUCAUUCUAUGGAAGUAAAUAAGACUGCUUCAAAUUUAACCUCUGACAGACUGACAAUAGAUCUAUCUUCAAAGCUGAUUAUUUCUAAAGCUCAGGAAGAUGAUGAAGGACUAUAUACAUGUCUUUUAACUGAAACUAAAGGGAAAAAGAUUUAUCAGUGGAAUUUAACCGUGUCUGACAAAUCUGAAGAGGAGAAGUCAUCGGGGUAUUUCCUAUACAGUCUCACAGCUGGGAUCGGAGUGGUACUGUGUUGCAUCAUUUCAGCCACAUGCCUCUGUAGGAAAUGUAAGGCCAAGACAGCAGACCAGAACCCAGUCCAGGACCAGUUUCACCAGCAGUCAGCUGGAGAGAUCCCUCAACAACAAAGUGGUACAGGCAGGAGGACAAAUAACAAGCGGAGGAGCGAGUACAUGGAGAGGCUCAACUCAAUCUAUGAUGCCUACUGAGCCGUCUUUCAAAUGAAAGACAAACAAGUGACACAUGUAAUUCAUUUUUACAGUUUUAAACCAGGUGCUUACAAGUUUUAUAUAUAUAAAUAUAUAUUUAAAGUUGAUGUGCAAUAGGCCUACGUGAAUUAAUAAAAAGUAGCCUAUGUUAACAUUAAAAA